This is a messenger RNA of Aspergillus thermomutatus, 2703 nucleotides long. RefSeq lists its product as uncharacterized. The record is from RefSeq and is a predicted model, not a curated record. Lineage: Eukaryota; Fungi; Ascomycota; Eurotiomycetes; Eurotiales; Aspergillaceae. The transcript has 6 exons. Gene Ontology annotation, biological process: DNA-templated transcription. Gene Ontology annotation, cellular component: nucleus. Gene Ontology annotation, molecular function: DNA binding; DNA-binding transcription factor activity, RNA polymerase II-specific; oxidoreductase activity. The coding region runs from base 1 to 2703 and encodes 900 amino acids.
AUGAAAAAUUUCACUCCCAGCACUGACUUGUCCACGAGAAUAGAAUCGCUGAUGGACACAACCAGCCCGUCCACCUCAGACAGCCGGCAGAAUGCGUCUAGUUCGUACUCCAACCCGAUCGUCUUUGUGCAGCCGAACCCUCCAACGACUGUCUCCGUUUCAGUGGAUGACGAAGACACGGCCUCCAUCGGUUCUGUACCGCGAAAUCCGUCUGAUGCUUGGCAAUGUCUGACAGGCAUAGCGAAAAGAGGCACCGAUGAUUUGAAUCCGGAAACCCACCCCGAUUCCGCGCGUACAGAUCCGACCGGCUUCCCAUCCUUCUCGGUAUUUCAGAAUGGCGCAGCUACGGAUUUUCACCCAACCAGUGGUAUCAAAGCCUACAGGCUGGUACAGGCAAGGUCUCUGGACCCAGGGACAGUGUGGCAGCUUGUGGCUCGUUACGCCGAGAAUUUUCAUCCUUAUCUUCCCCUGGUGCCGCGAAAAUACUUUGAUCGCCAUGCGCUCGACGCUUUUGCCACUAACGAGAAACACUUGUUGACCGCGGUGCUGACCAUUGCCUCCAAAGACCUGGUCGAACGGCCGGAAAUCCACGAAUACUGCUCCAAGUACAUGCAUGAACUCAUCUCCGGCAUUGCUGCUGGUGCUGAUUGCGAUGUGGAAGCCGUCGAGGCGCUACUCCUUCUCGCCGAGUGGGAACCCCAGGGUCUUCGGCCGCGGAUCGAGCAAGUUGGGCGUGGCGAGGAGGACCGAGCCGCCUGGAUGCAUGUCGGGCUUGCUCUGCGAUCGGGCUAUUUCCUUGGGUUGGAUCGGACGUCCUUCCGGGGUGAUGCUUCGGGGGAUACGGAGACCGAAGCCCGCAGACGACUGGCGUGGACCUGCUGCUACAUCUCCGACCGUCUGAUUUCCGUCCGUAUCGGGCGGGCUUUCUGGUCGCGAGGUCCAGGACCGAUGACGGGUCUUGUCAGUCAGGAUUUCCCUUCCCUACAACCUGUCAAGAGCGAUGAGGAAGAUUAUGCAAAGAUCUUCCAGGCGACACUGGAUCUUACGCAACUCUAUAACAAUGUUCACGAUGUACUCUACUCCGGGAUGCGGGCCAGCAAUCAAAUGAUGCUCAUGGGCGACUACGUGAAAUACGUGGACGAUUUUCGCCUUGCCAUUCUCCGUUGGAAGUCCCGCUGGGGCUCGCUUCCCUGUUCCACGCCGAUGCGAGCCACGUUGCAGUUGUCAUACGAGUAUCUGAGGCUCUAUACGAACGCAUUCGCUUUUCAAGCUGCGAUCUCCCAGUCACUGGUCUCCAAGCAUAAAAACAACAAUCACUCGCAAAGGGAGCAUUUGCGCGCGACCUUCAACAAUGUGGCAUCAAUGCAGGAUGCGCGCUUCAUUUACGAGUCUGUGGACGCUGCGAAAGCGUAUCUGACUAUCCUUGUUGACGAAGUGCAUCCGGAAAAGCACUUGCAUUUUAUGCCUCUGAGGUUUUACUUGUAUGGCAUCUAUGCAGCAGUCUUCUUAUACAAGGCGCGUUCAUUCGGUGUCAUGCUGAACUCUGAGGAGACGAAGGUGCGAGAACUGGUCACUCGCACCACUGAGGUGCUGAAGCGAGCAAGUGCCGGGCCAGAUGACAUUGGGGCUCGAUAUGCACGGCUUUUGGAACUCUUGUGGCAGUCUAAGCCUGCGCCCGCCGUCUCUCCUACGGCAACCCAUCGAAGCAGCGAUCUAUUGAUGCAGAACACACUCAAUCGCUUGCCGGAGCAAAGUAAUUAUGUGCAUUUCAGUCCUGCCAAUGACUUUUCAUGGCUGGAUCUCGAAGCAGUCGGAGACUUUGUGUCUGGAGACCAAAUGCCAGGAACUGGUACUCUAGCAUUUCAUGCAUUCCAGCAAGAGCCUGAUUUGUAUCAAUCAGGGCAGGACCGUUCUCAGCCAUGGCCGAUGUCACCAUGGUUGAACGAGAUACGCGGCCGAUUGGCCCUCAUCACAGGGGCGUCUGGAGGGAUUGGAGCUGCUUGUGCUCGUCAGCUGGCUCAGAAGGGAGUCCAUCUCGCUUUGACGUAUUCUACCAACCUCGAGGCAAUGAAUGCGCUUGUAAAAGAGCUUAGAUCCAGUCAAUCGGCAGCAGAUGGCGCCGAUGCACUCCGCAUUUCAAUCCACCAGGUCGAUGUUGCGUCUGCAGAGCAAAUCCAGAACAUGUUCGCACAGAUCGACCAGGAGCACGGACAGCGACCGGACAUUCUUGUGUCCAAUGCAGGCUACGGCAAGCGCAUCCCACAGGUUUGGGAUAUCUCACUGGAAGAAUUUGACUAUACCAUCAACGUGAAUCUGCGGGCCUCCUUCAUCCUGGUGAAGGGGAUUGUCGACCAUAUGAGGGAGCAGCGGUGGGGUCGAAUCGUCUUUAUGUCUUCGAUUGCUGGGUACGGCGGUGGAAUCAAUGGAUGUCAUUACGCCGCUUCGAAAGGCGGUAUGACUGGCAUGAUGAAGAAUCUCGCGACUCGUCUGGCUGAAUAUAAUAUCAGUGUCAAUGACGUGGCACCGGCCAUGAUCGGCGACACUGGCAUGAUACCCAGCGCUCAAGCCAUCCCUGAGGUUGCAGCGGGGAUUCCUCUUGGUCGACUGGGUACCCCUGAGGAAGUGGCUAAUGUUGUGAGCAUGCUCGUAACGACGGGCUACAUGACUGGCCAGAGUUUGCUGCUGGCAGGAGGGUUAAAGUAG